Molecule: messenger RNA, 752 nt
Organism: Rattus rattus (black rat)
Lineage: Eukaryota; Metazoa; Chordata; Mammalia; Rodentia; Muridae
Gene: C11H1orf146
Product: chromosome 11 C1orf146 homolog
Exons: 6
Coding region: 195-752 (185 amino acids)
Biological process (GO): reciprocal meiotic recombination; synaptonemal complex assembly
Cellular component (GO): chromosome
Source: RefSeq, a predicted model, not a curated record
CCCAAUUCUUUUCCCACAUGUAACUGCUCAUAAUCACUUCUUAUACAGUUGGUUUUCAAGCCUAAGUAUAAGGGCGUGAAGAUUAAACAAACGUAUGUCUUACCGAUAUACGUACACCAGUCUGUGCUCGGGUAUUAGUUUGCGGGCGCAUCAUCAGAUUGCAGCAUCCUUAGAAGCUGGGCUUAUCCAGCGGCAUGUCAAUGGAUGGGCGUGGUGGGAAAGAAAGAGCAAAAUGGACAACCACCAUUAUUAUCAGCUCAUCUCUUAAGAGUAAUGAAAUUGCAACUGCCCUAGAAAGUCGAAGCCACAAGGUUCGGUAUUCUGACACGUUGGAAAGUGGAUCGAUUGUAUUCUCUCUCUCUGGAGUUGCAUUUCUGUUGAUGGAUGCCAAGGCGUGCAUGACAUCAGCUGAGGAAGUGUUUCUAACCAAAAUCGAGAAGUUUAUUAACAUUCACCAAAAUAGUUUUUUGGUUCUAUUUGCCCCACUCCAUGGACCUGAAGAAAGGAAUCUCAUGUUCAGGAUUCAUCAGAGAUUCUUGGGCAGUAAUUUACGAAUACUUCCAGUACACAACACAGUAAAUGCUGUUGAUCUUAUGUGCACUGUAGCUAAGACUACCUCCAAACCACACAUAGACAGCAUCUGCUACAGAAUGAUAACAACUAAAGCUUACAUCAUAGAGCAGAGCCCUGUUUGGAGAACACUUCAAAAGAUAGAACUGAGUACUGACUCAGUGAGUCCAGAUUCACAGUAG